This is a messenger RNA of Ornithodoros turicata, 2064 nucleotides long. RefSeq lists its product as uncharacterized. The transcript is spliced from 5 exons. The coding region runs from base 285 to 656 and encodes 123 amino acids. Lineage: Eukaryota; Metazoa; Arthropoda; Arachnida; Ixodida; Argasidae. The record is from RefSeq and is a predicted model, not a curated record.
CCUCAACUAUAAGACCCCAGCAAAGAGGCAGUUGCGAGCGCUUGCCGAGAGAGAGCGCAACCGGCGACGUUCGUUUAAUAGGAGGCAAAGUGUUUCAGAGAGAGGGGGCAAAAGUGAAAGUUGGACGCUCGCAGUUCUCAUUGUGUGUUCUUGCAACAGGCGGUUCUCAGUACGCGGCGCUUCGGAACUUGGAACGCCGUGCUUCAUCCGGGAACAGAGGAGCAGGACACACGGGUACAGCCAAACCACAACAGUAGAGAGAAACUAACGGGGUGACAGAAAGCAUGGUCCGGACUGUACUUCCAGUGCAGGCACUAUUUGGCUUCUGCUGCUUAUUGGCCGCCGUGAACGUUCUGCAAGCAGCCUCUAAGGUCGACUGCAGGAAAUAUCCUUGGUUCCACAAGUGCAGAGGCAUCAGUGCCAAGAGGUCAGCCGCGCCAGAGCUGGAUAUUCAAUCUCAGAAGAUGCUUUACGAUGAUCCAACUGUCAUGAACAGCGAGCGAAGAGACGUCACGGCGAAUCUCCUACAAUACCUUCGGGACCACAGCCUCUACGACAAGGUCUUCGUCCCUGCGCAACUCAGGAAUCAGAGGCAACUUUUCGACGAAGACGAAGAUGUGAAAGACGACGACCAUAUGGAACCUUUCAGGCGCUGACGACGGACGAAGUUGAGGGCGAAGACGGCUGGGCCAACCACUGUUACCAGACUGCUCUUCGAGCACCAGCCACCUGCUGGUUCAAAAAAGCACAUUGCUGAGAUGAUCUUGUUUAACAUUUCGCUUAGCAACACUGGUCAAGUGAGCGGAACGGUCACGAUAAUGUAGUAAUAAUAACUAAUAACAAUAAUAAUAAAGGCAACAUCAUCUUUUGAUGAAAUCGAUUACCCCAAUACCACGUCCUGUGGCGUUAUUUAAGAGAAAACAAUGAUUCCAUCGUAGCCUCCAGAGCACUCUUUUGUAAGCGAAGACGCGCGUGAUCUGGAUUAGCGUGAUCUGGUUGUCCAAGGAAAGGGUAUGUGACACGCACCGAAAGAGGGGCAUAGAUUCCUCUGAAACAUAGAUUAUGUGUAGAGGCCAGGUCUUCUUGCCCCUCAACAAGAGUCCGAUAGAUGUAGACAAAACCCACAGAGCUGAUCUAGAUCGUGCUGAUCCAGAUCGGGUCCAGCGGAGAAAAAUAUAUCUAAAAAACAGAUACAGAGCUGAACUAUACAGAGCUGAAAACUAUAUAUAUCAAUUCACGGCUCCAUGAGGGUCGUCAUCGAAAAUCAAUCAAUCAACACUUUGUUCACAUUGGGAACACAUACGGGCUAAAAGCGAAACUAGAUGUAUGUUGUUGAGUGGUUGUUGACACAAAGUUUAUGAUGCGAUGUGACAAUGAUUCCGAUGCUCGAACGUUAUAUUCAUAUUAAAGGUACACUGAAAUAACAUUGCCUAUAUUUGCGGCAUGAUAGUUUGAAUGUAACAGAAAAGAUAGUUCCCUGUGAAAGUGGUUUAAAAAAAAUCGUUAUCUAAGUUUCGCUAAUGUAUCAUGAUUUCUAGAAGGAAACACCGAAACCAAAUUGAGUGUGCGAUGUGGGCAGAACCGACCGCUUGGUUUUACUCGUCUUUUCACAUACCCAUACACGUUACCCUAUUCCAUAAAGCUAUACAGCCUUCCCAGCACUUAAUCUGCAGAGCGUAGUGUCCAGGCUUGGGAAAGUGCUGUUGCAUGUACCUUAAAUCCGGCACGAGUAACGGAUGCUAGCUUCACAAAUCGCUCGGAAAGAUGUUGUGUGGAUGAAAACGAAACAUGACUGGCCGGCUACUGAAAUACGUCUAAUAAAAAGUAUAUUAAAGGCGAUAUUUUUGUGGUGAUGGAUUCUAUGAUGUGGUCUGUAGCACUUGAACCCAAUAAUAGCGUCUCGCCUUUGUAAAAUGAAACGAUGCAAAAUUUGUGUUUGUACUGUUUUCCUUGUCGUCUUACUGGACCCCCGAAAGAAUUGUUGUCUUGUCAUCAUGGACGUGUAAUUUACUCUUGUUUCUAGCAAUGACCUGUGCUCCUCAAUAAAAAUGGCAAACACGAAGA